GCUAAGGUGAAAAUACCUUUCGGAAACAAAUAUUUAGAUGCUGUUUUUUCCAUCCCUGCCAAAAUCCUACCGUAUGCUGUGAUUCUUACUCAUGGAGCAUCUGGCGAUAUGAAUUUUUCUCAUCUAACAUCGUUGGCAAACUACCUUGUCUCUCAUGGAGUUCUGUGCCUUAGGUUUACCUGCAAAGGCCUUAACAUUGCCUAUCGAACUAAAGCAUAUAAGGCAGUUCUG
This is a messenger RNA of Gekko japonicus, 231 nucleotides long. It is a transcript of the gene TEX30, whose product is annotated as testis expressed 30. NCBI's taxonomy places the organism in Eukaryota, Metazoa, Chordata, Lepidosauria, Squamata, Gekkonidae. The annotation marks the transcript as partial. The record is from RefSeq and is a predicted model, not a curated record. The transcript has a single exon.